UCUUCUUCUUCUUCAUCAUCAUCGCCAAACAAAGAAGCUCAUGACAUACGUGGUCCACUGCCACCGUGUGGCCUGGUGCGUCUGCGAAUUAAAUUUAAAAUUUCUGUCAACGACAAAAAGUGCCAACAUCAAUUGGAAAGCCACCAACGUUCAAAGUUACACCUUAUAAGUUAGUUAUUAAAAAAAAAAAAAGUGUACUGUAUUUCAAUGUGGUUUCUCGGCUCCUCCCGGGCACUAGAGGGCAACUUUGGCCCGGAAAGGGUGUCGUGAUUGGUCGUUGUGGCGGCGGGACCGUUUUUGUGUGAGCUGGUCUCCUUGUUUUCGUCCGGCAACGUUUUCAGACCAAUGGGAGACAGUGACGAUGAGUUCGACAGGAGGCGGCGCGACAAGUUCCGGAGGGAGCGUAGCGACAUGGAGCGAUCCCGAGAGCGGGAAGAGAGGCGACGCGACGACUGGCCCGACAGGGACUGGGAACGCGGCAGAGAGAGAAGACGGGACUACGACCGCGGCCGCAGGGAGAGGUUUUCGCCGCCGAGACACAUGAGCCCUCAGCACAAGCGCAUGAGGAGAGACUGGGACGACCACCGGGGCGAGCCGUACCGUUUUGAGCAGCCCUUUGGAGGAGGAGGCGGCGGCGGCGGCGGCGCUUUGUUCCCGAGGGUGGGGCCUCAAGGCUGGCCCCCCGACAUCCCGCAAGUGCCCAUGCAUCACGGCGCUCACCCGCUGCAGGGCAGGUUGGCAAUGGUGGAUCCGGACCUGCCGCCCCCCGGACCCCCGACCAUGAGAAGCUUCAAGGACUUCCUGCUGAACACGGAGGACAGCGUGGACGAGACCGAGGCAGUCAAGCGCUACAAUCAGUACAAAUUGGACUUCCGGCGCCAGCAGCUGCAGGACUUCUUCGUCCAGCACAAAAACCAGGAGUGGUUCCGCUCCAAGUACCACCCCGACGACAUCGCCACCAGGAAGGCGGAGUCCCUGGCCGCGCUCAAACGCCGUCUGGGCGUCUUCCUCUUUCUGUGGGACAACAAGUGGCUGGACGGCGUGGCGCUGGACAUGGAGCACGCCACCGCCAUCAUUAAAGUGCUGGACGCAGCGGUCAUCAAGAUGGAGGGCGGCACGGACUUGGACCUGAAGGUGCUGGAGCCCGGCAGGGAGCAGGCCGGAGGAGAAGAGUCCGCGGCGGGUCCGAGCAAGGAGCCGGAGAGGACCCGAAGUCAGGUGGGAGUGCCGUGUUGGGUUCUGCUAUCUGUUUUUGGGUCACGGAAAGCUCCGCUAUACUUGAUAAACGGGGGAUCUGCUGUCGAAGUAAAUGACGACGACUUCACACCUCUGAAGGAUGAGGAGAGCAAGCAGAAUGGGGAAGAUGAGGAGGACGAAGAGGAGGAGGAAGAGGACAAGGAGGAGGAGAAGGAGCGGAAGGAAGAAGAGGAGGAGCCCAAGAAAAGCAGGAAGAGGAAGCGCAGCAUGUCGGCUGACAGCGGCGAAGGCUCGGCCUCCGACUCCUCGCGCUCCGACGGCGAGAAGGAAGAGAAGGCGCCCGCGUCGCCGGUGCGGCCUCGGCCGCUGCACCUCACCACCUCGCUUUUCAUCAGGAGCGUCCCGCCAGACGCGUCCAAAGAGGAGAUCGCCGCACUGUGUCGCAGGUACUCGGGCUUCCUGCGGGUGGCGCUGUCAGAACCGCAGCCGGAGAGGAGGUUCUUUCGGCGGUGCUGGCUGACAUUUGACCGCGGCGUCAACAUCAAGGAGACGUGCUGGAACCUGCAGAAUAUUCGGCUCCGAGACUGCGAGCUUUCCCCGGUGGUCAACCGCGAUUUGUGCCGUCGCGUCCGCAGCGUGAACGGGCUGACCCAGCACAAGCCCGUGGCGAGGAACGACGUCCGCCUGGCCGCCCGGCUGGUGCACGCGCUGGACCAGAGGGCGGAGCUGUGGCAGGAACAGACGGAGACCAACCCCGUCCUGAAGAAUAUCACCGAUUACCUCAUCGAGGAGGUGAGCGCCGAAGAGGAGGAGCUGAUGGGCGGCGAGGCCGGCGACGUCAAGGACGCGGUGUCGUCGGACGUCAGCGUGGAGACGGACAAGACCUUGUUGAAGGUGCUGGACACGCUGCUGCUCUACUUGCGGGUGGUCCACUCCCUGGACUACUACAACUUCUGCCAGUACCCCACCGAAGACCACAUGCCUCAUCGCUGCGGACUGAUACACGUGCGGGGACCCCUGCCCGUGGCCAAGAUCACCGCAGCCGAAGUGAGCGAACACCUGAAGAUGUGCGAGGAGCGUCUGGCUCCCCUGCUGAGUCCGCCCGAAGCGCUGAGUGCGGACGACGCCGUGCGCCUGGGGAAGAAAGACCCGGAACAGGAAGUGGAGAAGUUCCUGGCGGCCAACACUCAGGAGCUCAGCAAAGACAAGUGGCUGUGCCCUCUGAGCGGCAAGAAGUUCAAGGCUCCGGAGUUUGUGCGCAAACACAUCCUGAACAAACACAGCGAGAAGGUGGACGCCGUCAGACAGGAAGUGGACUACUUCAACAACUACCUGAUGGACGCCAAGAGGCCGGUGUUGCCCGAGAACAAGCCCCCACCUCCGCCGGCGCAAGCUCCCCCCGCCAGCUUUCCCGCACAGUCGCCUCAACCGCAAAGCCUUCUGGGAUACCCGCCCGGCAUCAGGCCCCUGCUGCCCGCCUUCCCCGGAGCUCCUCAUUUCCCCGCCAACCAGUUCGGGGCCGGCCGCGGUCACUACGACAGCUUCCGGGGCAACUUGGGCUUCCCGGCCAAACAGCCGAACAACAGGGGGAUGCGAGGAGACCCCCGCUCCAUCAUCGAGUACAGAGACCUGGACGCUCCGGAUGACCUGGACUUCUUUUAAACCAACCGGCGACUUUCUUCCCCACGACUCCCUCUCUGCUUUUGUGCGUGCGCGUGUGUGUUCCUUCCUGCUGGACCAAGAUUACUUUUUCAAAAGUCACGAUGUCAUAUUAAAGAAAAACAAAAGGCA
Messenger RNA from Syngnathoides biaculeatus (alligator pipefish), 2988 nucleotides. RefSeq names its product serrate RNA effector molecule homolog. Gene Ontology annotation, cellular component: nuclear body. Gene Ontology annotation, biological process: mRNA processing; primary miRNA processing. Lineage: Eukaryota; Metazoa; Chordata; Actinopteri; Syngnathiformes; Syngnathidae. The coding region runs from base 346 to 2859 and encodes 837 amino acids. The transcript is spliced from 16 exons. The record is from RefSeq and is a predicted model, not a curated record.